Molecule: messenger RNA, 671 nt
Organism: Anopheles darlingi
Lineage: Eukaryota; Metazoa; Arthropoda; Insecta; Diptera; Culicidae
Exons: 3
Coding region: 30-671 (213 amino acids)
Source: RefSeq, a predicted model, not a curated record
GGUGCAACACAUUACUCGUUUGUGUCAUAAUGUGGCAACUACGUUCUGUUCUACCAACUACCAUUGGAGCGAUACUAUUGGCGAUGCUCUCGUACAGCAUGGGGACGGAUAUGGACGUAGCUCGAGAACGUGCAGAACGAGCUGCUCUAGUGUUUACUCGCGGUGGAUCUAUGGGGUAUCUGCUGGCCAUAGCCAUUCCACUGCUGGUGCCGGGUCGUAACAUCUAUCUGUCACAUAAUUUUGAGGCCAACUAUGGAGUGCCGACGAACGAAACACAAUACUUCCAGUGGUAUCAGCGUUUUAAGGAUAACAACUUUAAUCUCACUGAAGCGAUCGCCACUAGCCGCCAUGAGCGUCGUGCGCGAAAUGUGCGAGGCUUCACCAGAAGCUAUUUCUAUGGUCAGCUUCUCGAGCGAAUGGAGCUGUAUGGGUUAAACGGAACCGGUUGUAUGCUGCGGAUCAUCUGUGAGAUACGUGAGACACCUGUCGAGGAGCAUAAUGGUGUGUUUGGAGAUGUGCUCGGGGUGAUCUUAAGUCCAUCAUCGUCCAUGGAUGAAGACUUACCGGUGAUGUACUAUGAGGCGGAAUCGAAUGGUGCUAAUGAGGGAUGCGAAGCAUACCGUGAUUUCUGUGCCACUGACUUACUCGGAUUUGUGUCGACGCUGCUGUAG